Molecule: messenger RNA, 4216 nt
Organism: Gracilinanus agilis (Agile Gracile Mouse Opossum)
Lineage: Eukaryota; Metazoa; Chordata; Mammalia; Didelphimorphia; Didelphidae
Gene: FNBP1L
Product: formin binding protein 1 like
Exons: 17
Coding region: 135-1952 (605 amino acids)
Biological process (GO): signal transduction
Molecular function (GO): protein binding
Source: RefSeq, a predicted model, not a curated record
UCGGGGGAUCCUGGCGGCGGCGGCGGCUGCAGCCUUGAGCGGGAAGGAAAGACUGACUGACUGGACCGCGAUCGAGCGGGUGGACUGACCGAACGAGCUACCGACUGACCGCCCGAGGCGCCUCGAGUUCCGCCAUGAGCUGGGGCACGGAGCUGUGGGAUCAGUUUGAUAACCUAGACAAGCAUACACAAUGGGGUAUUGACUUCUUGGAAAGGUAUGCAAAAUUUGUUAAAGAGAGGAUAGAGAUUGAACAGAACUAUGCAAAACAGUUGAGGAAUUUGGUUAAGAAGUAUUGCCCCAAGCGUUCAUCCAAAGAUGAAGAGCCUAGGUUUACCUCCUGUAUAGCAUUUUUUAACAUCCUUAAUGAGUUAAAUGACUAUGCUGGGCAACGAGAAGUAGUAGCAGAAGAAAUGGGACACAGAGUAUAUGGUGAAUUAAUGAGGUAUUCUCAUGAUCUGAAAACAGAAAGAAAAAUGCAUCUCCAAGAAGGACGAAAAGCUCAGCAAUAUCUUGACAUGUGCUGGAAACAGAUGGAUAAUAGUAAAAAGAAGUUUGAGAGGGAGUGCAGAGAGGCAGAAAAGGCUCAGCAGAGCUACGAAAGAUUGGACAAUGACACCAACGCAACCAAGGCAGAUGUGGAAAAGGCUAAGCAGCAGCUGAAUCUUCGUACACACAUGGCUGAUGAGAAUAAAAAUGAAUAUGCUGCACAACUUCAGAACUUUAACGGAGAACAGCACAAACAUUUUUACAUAGUCAUUCCUCAGAUUUAUAAGCAUCUUCAGGAAAUGGAUGAACGAAGAACUAUCAAACUCAGUGAAUGUUACAGAGGAUUUGCAGAUUCAGAACGUAAAGUUGUUCCAAUCAUCUCAAAGUGCUUGGAAGGAAUGAUUCAUGCUGCAAAGUCAGUUGAUGAAAGAAGAGACUCUCAAAUGGUAGUCGAUUCCUUCAAGUCUGGAUUUGAGCCUCCAGGAGACUUCCCUUUUGAAGAUUAUAGUCAGCAUAUUUACAGAACCGUUUCUGAUGGUACUAUCAGUGCUUCCAAGCAAGACAGUGGGAAGAUUGAUGCCAAAACCACUGUAGGAAAGGCCAAGGGCAAAUUGUGGCUUUUUGGAAAGAAGCCAAAGCCACAGUCCCCACCCCUUACCCCUACUAGUUUAUUCACAUCCAGUACUCCUAAUGGGUCCCAGUUUCUCACAUUCUCCAUUGAACCUGUGCAUUAUUGUAUGAAUGAAAUAAAAACAGGGAAGCCCAGAAUUCCUUCUUUCAGAAGCCUCAAAAGAGGGUGGUCGGUGAAGAUGGGUCCAACACUAGAAGAUUUCAGUCAUCUGCCUCCAGAACAGAGACGUAAAAAAUUACAGCAACGGAUUGAUGAACUUAACAGAGAACUACAAAAAGAAUCAGACCAAAAAGAAGCACUCAACAAAAUGAAAGAUGUGUAUGAGAAAAAUCCACAAAUGGGGGAUCCAUGCAGUUUGCAGCCCAAACUAGCUGAGACGAUGAAUAACAUUGACCGGCUACGUAUGGAAAUACAUAAGAAUGAGGCCUGGCUUUCUGAAGUGGAAGGUAAAACAGGUGGGAGAGGAGACAGAAGACACAGCAGUGACAUAAAUCAUCUGGUCACACAAGGAAGAGAAAGCCCUGAGGGAAGUUACACAGAUGAUGCCAACCAGGAAGUCCGAGGACCACCACAACAGCAUAAUCAUCCUAAUGAGUUUGAUGAUGAAUUUGAAGAUGAUGAUCCUUUACCUGCUAUUGGACACUGUAAAGCUAUUUAUCCAUUUGAUGGGCACAAUGAAGGCACUCUGGCCAUGAAAGAAGGUGAGGUCCUCUACAUUAUUGAGGAAGACAAAGGAGAUGGAUGGACAAGAGCUCGAAGGCAGAAUGGAGAAGAAGGCUAUGUGCCAACAUCUUACAUUGAUGUAACUCUAGAGAAAAACAGUAAAGGUUCCUGAAGAGGGUUUCUGAGAAAAUGGGCGAGAUGUGGAAGGAGGUUACAUGCAGCUGCUCUUUGGGGGGAGGGUAGUAGAGUUGGCAGGCUUAAAGGGAAAGAGAGAAAAAAGCAAAUUGCAUGAGUGCAUGCAGGCAUAUUUUUUUUUUUCACUAACCUCAUUUCCAUGCAUUGUUUUUUUAAAAAUCGUGAUAUUACAAAUUCUCACAGUUCUGCUUCAGAAUUCUCUUUUAGAAAAAGGCCCAAACAACCUUUGCCACCUUUUCCCAUUUGUUUUACUUUUUCUGUUCAAGUCACAAAACUGCAGUGAUGGUUUCCCAUUUGUUUCACUCACUACAGUUGUCCCAGUAGGACUGUCUUCAUCCAGACCCUGUUUUAAUUGGCUGUUAGUUAGACCCAUGCCAUUUGUCAGUGUCUGCCUGUGCCACCUCCAGGCUCGCCUAACAUCCUGUUGCAUGUCUAGAAUGACUGGACUAGAUUUGUGUCAGGCAUGUCCUUUAUAACCUCUUGUUUUCAAUGCUUGUGUUUUGUUUUACAUUUGUAAUGAAAACCACUGUUUUGUGAAAUCUCUCCAGCACUAAUGUUUCCAUCCCAGUGUUCAUGUAUGCUGCUAUAAUGUUCCCAUUCAUUGCAACCAUCGUCACAUUCCAGUUUUGACAUUCUGAAGAAGUGGUCUGUGGACCCUUGGUGAUUAGAAAAAGAAAACAUCUCUGCUGUAGCCUACAACAUAGUCAAAAGAACUCUGAAAUGUGAUACAUCUCCAGCACCUCAUUCUGAGAAGAACCUAUAGUGAGCACUGAAAUCCUGGCAAAGUAACACAUAAGAUACUCACCAUCGCAAGACAAAUGACUCUUUUCAAAAGUCAGCUGCUUGCCGUUCAAAUACUGCCUUAAACUAGAGUGCCUAAAUCUGUUGAUUGCCAACACUACCACUACAGUAUCCCACAAGGGCUUGGUGUGACCUCCUGUAACUCUCCCCAGUGCUGCUGCAGCUGCAGAAGGAGCCGUGGUAGGUGGCUUCUAGAGCGCUUCUACAUUUGAUGGUGCAUCUCUUCACAUUUAUGCAUCAAAACUAAAGACAUGUAUCUGUCCAUUUUACUUUACUAAAUGUUUUUAAUAGAAUUUGUAUGGAAUCUCUCUCCCUACCCUCCCCAAUUGUCUUUUAAUUUGGGGUAAUGAAGCUACCACUUAUUUACUAUAAUGAUAGUCUGUCCCCAAGUGAUGCUUUCAUUUUGAACCAGUUUAAAUUUGAGUGGAACUUUGUAAUGAUCUAUGUGCACUUUUCCUUGUAAGAUGGCAAUUUCAGUCUGUUUAUACGUGUAAAUAGAGUUGUCCACAGUGGCCCUAUUGCUCAUAUGGUCUUGCCUCCCAAUUGUGAUUCUGUUAAUGGCGUGCAUUAUACCUGAUUUACUAGAAUAGUGAAGUAGGGGAAGGGAAAUACUUGUACCACUCAUGCUUCAUUAAAUCAGUUCUUUGCUGUUUGAGGGAGAAAGAGAAUGUGAAAUGGUCUGUGCUUCAUUGGAUUUUAAGCAAUAUUUUAGAAGCCUUGUGACUCCUUUUAAAAGACUUUUAUUUCCAGUGUUAUUUGACUUGUACUACCAGUAAAACUAAAGCUGAGUGACGAUUGUGUGGAAGCUGAUUCCUUUAUUAAAAUGAAUAUGCCACUAUUACACAGCUGACCGUGUAUUACCUUUGGGGCUAUGAAGCUAUCGAGUUUAGAUUUUGGAUAUUGUAUACAGGGUUAUUUAUAUUAUGUGACAUUACUCAAUACUGACAAACUACAAAAUGUAGUUUUUAAAAUCGAGUGCUUUUUUUUUUUCUUUUCAUUUUAAAGGUUAGCAGUGGGAAGGAAAUGUGAUCUGGCUGUUUGUCUUUUGUAUGAGGCCUGGAGUUCUUGUGUUUGCCUGGCUAGCAGCCAACAGGUCAAAGUUUAAGGCUUCCUUGUAAGGACUAACUGUUCUUUUCAAGCUACUGUUUGUUUUUGUAAAAGCAGGAUUUGCUUCCGCUGGGGACAAGUCCCUUCGUGUGGGAUAGUGCAACCUGUAUAUGGGUUAUUACAUAUAGGAAAGACAUUUUUACUUGCACAGCUAGUUAAAAUCAUUCUGAAAAUUGGAACAUGUGAGUUGUCUUAAAGAGAUCUUCAAUUUUUUCAGUGAUUUUUAUGCCUUUUGUGUACAUGUUGAUUUCUUAAUGGUAAAUGCUUUGUUUAAAAUAGUGUUCUCUGUUGAGAAUAUUUUCAUGGAAUAAAAAAUCUUUUCAUGGUCGGUCA